Molecule: messenger RNA, 3461 nt
Organism: Varroa destructor (honeybee mite)
Lineage: Eukaryota; Metazoa; Arthropoda; Arachnida; Mesostigmata; Varroidae
Source: RefSeq, a predicted model, not a curated record
GAAGUGUAUCAGCAUAACGACAUAAGUUUUUUGAGAACUGCAUAAAGACAACAAGGAUCAUUGAGGUCGACGGGUGUUCUCACAGCGCGCGUACAUAUUGGUUCAAGGCAUAUCAGUUUGCCUCAGGCGAUCACUCGUAAUUUGAUUUUAAUAAUUACGUACUUUUAUUCAUAGCAACGAUAUCAGUCUUUUUAAUCACCUACGUUGAGCAGUUCUGUUACGCGCACCUCGGAGAGAGGGGUGAUUUUACUGUGCUUAAAACGGAGGAAUGCCGGCAGGUCAGGCCCGUUCCGACGUUUUGGAGAAUCUGGAUAGCCCUAAAGAAAGAACCUAUUGGUCCAGUAAGAACACUUUUUAAAUGUACACCAUUGUCCUUAGCGCUUUAUAUAUAAGGCAUGUGCUUGGUGUGGCAAAGGAUCCGUGAUAAACAGCUCAGACGACAUGUAUGGCAGCUGGCUCGAUAUGAUCCAAAUCCAAAGCAUUAGAGAUUUCAUUAGACGUGCUAAUACGGGUGCCGUGAAGCUGCUUUUGUCAAACUUUGGGCAGGCUUGAGAUUCACACAAAGAAGAGCUCGGAUAACAUUGCCCUGUGAGUAAAUGACAUGGGGCACCAGGCUGCCAAUCCAGGCUAGAACGGUGGCUGUGAAGCACGUUCGUGAUGCUUUGAGAUUUUAAAUUAUACCGCGUGAAGUUUUCGGCAAAAUUUCGUCGUUGAUAGGCAACGUGACUGCCGCUUACUAUGGAGGAAUUUUCCCAGGAUCUUAGCGUAGCUCUCGAAGAAGCGAAUCAGCAAGAGUCUGACUCUUGCACUGAGCAAGUUAUGCAGAAACCUCGUCGACCACGACGACGCCGGGUACGAAAGGGCGUCUGCGACGUAAAGGGCGUAAUUGACAUUAGUGCUGCCGGAGGUUUAGGCGGACAAGAAACCGAUGGGAGUCAGUCCGGUGAGCCUGAUGGAGAUGGCGCUGAUAGAGGUUCGACAUCGACGUCCACCCAGUCACAACAACAACCAUUCAAAAGCAAUCGAUCAAAGCGGAAUCCUCGAAUGCAGGUCGAGGUGAACGAGCGACCACUGGGUAGUCUGGCUGUCGCCGACGACGUCGAAAUGACAAACGUAAUGCAUCAGGGAGCAGGUCCACAGGGAACCACAAACGACUGCCCUAUGGAGGGGGCAUUUUCUUCGUCUUCCUCUGAUUUACCAUCGGAGUGUGGUGGGUGUUGUGGAUGUUCGUCAGAGGCGGAUGACGAGCAGACCGAUUUUCCACACAGUGAACCACCGCCGCCGAAAAUGGCGGCAUUACUUGUGGACCAUCCUGUGAUUAACCGGCCCGGGCCAGGUGGACGGGCUAUUGGAGAGCAUGGUCGACAUCAUGGCGUGGGGCAAAGCGGAUCCGUUGGAUCGCAUCAUUUGGGCGGAUUAUCGAUUGGAUUAAGUCAUCAUCAUCAUCAUGUGGCAAGUCAUCUUGCAUUAACGAACGAGUUCCGCCGGCGAGUGCACUCGGCAGGGAACCGAGCAGGUGGAAACUGUUCGGAACAGGCCGGUGGCCGGAAACGUCGUCGUCGAUGUUGUCCACUUGUAACAACAACUCCAACGACAACAGGCGGCGUAAGUUCGUGCGGUGUUGGGUCGCCUUCUGUAUGCGAUUCAUCACCCGCCCUUAAACUUGUGUCCGGCUGCACAAGAGACCAGCCGACCAUGUAAUUCGUCGUUGGAAAGGCACAUCUAUUUUAUAUGUAGUUCCAUAGAAAUGAGAAGAAAAGCAAUGACGAUUCAAUCAAUAGACCGAUGUUAUGCGAACUCACAAAAAUCUGUUCGAACAAAAAUCUGGGACCAGUGGAAAAACGAGCUGCCUGUUAGAUGGCGUCUGAUACGACAAGAGUUAUCAAUGUAGUAUUUUUUAAUAUUAUAUAUAUAUAUAAUUGAGUCUUCCUAAGCUAUAGUAUACUAAUAGGGGGAAUCAUGUUGGUCCGAUUGUGCGACACAACUGUAAUUUACUUCAACUAAGUGAGCACAAAACACGGGUAACUUAUAUUACUGAAUUAAGUGAUUAACACUGUAGUAAAAUAGGAGUCCAUAUUUGAUCUUAGAACCACAUAACUUCGAAAUUUGAUAAGAGCCAUGACGAACUUUUUCUAAAACUGGAUGUAAUAUACUUGAGCUUGUUUUGUUUGGGGUAUACUAACCUGUUCCUAUAGGGUUUCAAUUUUAGGAUCAGUAAAAGGCUUUUUGAGUAUUAUACCCCGUGGGCUAGUUGUAACGAGGACCAUAACCGUGUUCUAGCAUAGCCAUACCCAAGCAAACACACACAAUAACUGUUAUUAGCUAAUCAUUUUAUUAUUAUUAUUACAGUUAAGAUAUAAGAUAUUAUACACCUAAUAUCCAUAAAGUGUUCUUGUGGUAGACAAAGCGCUAUUGCUCGUGCUGUGUAAGAAACAUUGUACAAUAUUAUAUAUUAUUUAUUGUGUAAAAAUCUGUGUAACGUAUGUUAUACGGAGAGCGUAUAUAUAUAUAUAUAUAUAUAUAUAUAUAUAUAUAUAAUAAUUGUGAGACACAAUUAAUGCGAUGUGCCACUGUAUAAACGAUAGCCGUGACCUGUCUUAAUUCACUCAUCGUCUAUUUACCGUAUACAAAUACGUAUUUAAAAAAAAAAUUUAGCCUAUGGCACACAACGGCAAGAAUAGCGGAAGGAAGAUAGUAAAUAAAAAUUUCAAUUUUAACAACGAGUGAGCCGUGUCUAGUAACCUGUUGAUCGAUCAAAACGAUCAAUGAAAUAGUUUUCAUUGUUCUAUAUACAAAGUUGUUUUCUAUAUACAGAGCAAAAAAGUGGAUGUCAAUUAAACGCUGGUUAGAAAAAGUCGACGAAAAGAGCGCCAGAUUUUGAAAGUGCCGAGAGGACUAAAGAAACAUAAGCCUUUCUUAACCUGUUUUGUUAGUGUCUUACAUGGUAGGCAAGUGAAGGGCGUAUAUAUAUAUAUAUAUAUAUAUGUGUAUAUAUAUAUGACUUAGUUCUGUUUAACGUAUUGUCCAUUUGUUUUCUCAACUUACUGUUCAUUUCAUUCGUUUAAAACACAGAUUGCAAGCGUCGAACAUAACAAGUCGCUACGUCAACGUCAGGUGUCACUAUGGUUUUGUUAUUUGAUCAUUCGUUAAUGGAUAAAACUAAAACUAGCUGACGAACGAUUUUAUGGACGAGAGGCAUUGAGAUGAUAUGCAUUGAACUUGUAUGCGAACCCAUCUACUUCCAAUACUCUAGUUAUCGGAAGUAGAUGGGUAUCGUUUGGUGAAUUCUCGCCGACAGAUGCGGAGCUCAUCGUAGGCUUCUCUGUGUCGAAGUCAUAUUUUUGUGCCAUCAAAAAAAAACAAAUACCAAAAACUUCAUUCAAGUCGAAUGAUGAUAUCUCUAGUUUCUGUGAAACCAAUAAGAGCAGUGAAAUAAAUUCACAAUGUGUGUUGUAGCUCUA